Messenger RNA from Prunus armeniaca (apricot), 288 nucleotides. NCBI's taxonomy places the organism in Eukaryota, Viridiplantae, Streptophyta, Magnoliopsida, Rosales, Rosaceae. The record is from the annotation of a GenBank genome assembly.
AUGGGAACCGAAGGAAUUGAUGGUUGUAAAACCACAAGUAAUGAUGUUUUUGAAGUGCAGAGAACGCUUGGCAUCGAAGCUGCGAGAAAUUGCAUCAUUGGGGAGAUAAAGAGUACUAUGAAAUCUCAUGGGAUGAGCAUUGACGAUCGACAUAUGAUUUUUAUAGGGGAUGUGAUGACAUACAUGGGUGAAGUUCUUGGGUUCACAAGAUUUGGAGCUAAAAAAAUGGAGAAGGGUGUUUUGGCAUUGGCUUCAUUUGAGAUGCUCUUCUGUUUAAUGGUGGUGUAA